Molecule: messenger RNA, 2961 nt
Organism: Lachancea sp. 'fantastica'
Lineage: Eukaryota; Fungi; Ascomycota; Saccharomycetes; Saccharomycetales; Saccharomycetaceae
Source: the annotation of a GenBank genome assembly
AUGCUGCGAUUUCAGCGCUUUGCGUCUCACUACAACCAAUCCAAGCUUCUCCGAAAAUACCCUGUUGGUGGCAUAUUACAUGGCUACGAAAUCAAACGGGUUCUACCCGUUCCUGAAAUGAAAUUCGUUGCAGUCGACCUCCAACAUGUGCAAACAGGAUCUCAACAUCUACACGUUGAUAGAGAUGACAAGAAUAACGUUUUCAGUGUCGCAUUCAAAACCAAUCCUCCAGAUGAUACUGGUGUUCCCCAUAUUUUAGAGCAUACAACCUUGUGCGGUUCUCAAAAGUACCCUGUCAGAGAUCCAUUCUUCAAAAUGCUUAAUAGAUCACUGUCCACUUUUAUGAACGCCAUGACAGGCCAUGAUUACACAUUCUACCCAUUUUCUACCGCAAAUGAAGCCGAUUUCAAGAAUCUAAGAGACGUCUAUAUCGAUGCAACGUUUAAUCCACUAUUGAGGCAUGAAGAUUUUUUGCAAGAAGGUUGGAGACUUGAAAAUUCAAACCUGCAAGAUCCAAAAAGUGACAUUGUCUUCAAGGGAGUCGUUUAUAAUGAAAUGAAGGGACAGAUUUCAAGCUCCAACUAUCAAUUUUGGACCAAAUUCCAAAAAACCAUCUACCCUUCCUUGAACAAUUCUGGGGGAGACCCUCAGAAAAUUACAGAUUUGCACUACCAUGAGCUGCUUUCAUUCCACGCCAAGCACUACCAUCCUUCUAACGCAAAGACUUUCACAUACGGUAAUUUUGCGCUUGCUGAGACUCUUCAAAGACUAAAUGACGAGUUCAAGUUGCGUGGUAAGCGGAACAUCAAGAAUGAGCCUCUCCUACCUCUAAAAUUUGACACUGAUGUCCGAGUAAUAGAAAAUGGUGAACUGGACCCUAUGCUGCCGCCGGACAAACAGCUGAAGACUUCCAUGACAUGGGUAUGCGGAGACCCAUCUCGCGUUUAUGACACAUUUGUUUUGAGAGUGCUGGGUAAUUUGCUUCUGGAUGGCCAUUCAUCCUCCAUGUACCGCGAAUUAAUUGAGUCAGGAAUUGGUCAUGAAUUCACUGUCAACUCUGGCGUGGAUUCCACCACUGCCGCCAAUUUUUUCACUGUCGGUGUUCAGGGAUGUACUGACGCUUCAAUGUUCGAAAAGACAGUGCACGACAUUCUGAAAUCGACGUUAGACAAGUCUUUUGAGCCCACAAAGGUUGAGGCCAUCAUACAACAGCUUGAACUUUCCAAGAAAAAUCAAAAGCCUGAUUUUGGACUACAGCUGUUGUCGUCCAUCGUACCUGGUUGGGUGAAUACGACAGAUCCAUUUGAUAACUUGGUUUUUGACGACAUCUUAACCCAGUUCAAAUCGGACUGGGCAGAAAAGGGCCACGGCAUGUUCCGUGAGGUCCUAGAGAAACAUUUUGUUGAAAAACCUUGUUUCUAUUUUUCUAUGAAAGCUGAUCCAAACUUUUCUCAAAGACUUGAGCUCGAAGAGGCUGAGCGUCUGGGACGUAAAGUGAAAGAGUUGGACGACAGCGAUAAAGAAACGAUUUUGAAGCGCGGUCUACAACUUCAAGAGACCCAGAAUUCCACGGAGGAUGUUUCGUGCCUGCCAUCGCUUCAAAUCAAAGAUAUCCCCCGUAAGGCGGACACAUUCAAGGUGGAGAAGAAGGCCGCAGUCAUUCACAGAAUAACGGACACUAAUGGCAUCACUUAUUUGAGAGGUAAAAGAAACCUCAAUAGCGCUAUACCCCGCCAUCUGUAUCCAUAUUUGUCUCUGUUCGCUGAUUGUCUUAUGUCCCUAGGUACGCCUCAUGAAAGUUUCAGCGAGAUCGAAGAUGAGAUGAAGCUGCAUACAGGUGGAGUUUCCACCAGUGUGUCUGUGCAUAGUGAUGGUGAGACGCUCGAACCUCAAGUUGAAUUCGCAUUUGAAGGAUAUUCUCUAGAUUCCAAGACAGAACACAUUUUUGAUAUCUGGCGUAAAGUAAUUGUUGAAACGGACAUUUCGAAGCACAGCGAAAAACUCAAAGUUCUAAUCAGAUCUAUUGCUUCGUCUAAUACCGCAUCUGUGGCAGAAAGUGGUCAUUCCUAUGCUAGGGGCUAUACAGGUGCUCACCUAACCUCUUCAAGAGCUAUCAAAGAGACCAUUGGUGGUAUAGAACAGUUGCAGCUCAUAACACGUCUGUCUGCUUCUCUAGACGAUCCAGCUUUGUUCCAAUCGGAGGUUAUUGAUAAAUUGGUGGAACUCAAGAGCUAUGUUGUAGCCAAGAACGAUAUGGAGUUUUUCAUUACCUGCGAUACUGACAAGCAAGUUACCAAAGUCGAAUCCCAGAUACAGGGUUUUUUGAAGAGCUUGCCUGAUACCUCUCAAGCAUGUUCGUUUUUGUCAAACCAAUAUCCAACCCUACCUUCGAACGGCAAACCUACCUUGAUCUCUUUCCCCUUCCAAGUCCACCACACAUCUCAAACUAGCAUGGGCGUUCCAUACACUCAUGCUGACGGUGCCAGUCUUCAAGUUCUUUCGAAUCUGCUCACUUUCAAGCACCUCCACCGCGAAAUCAGGGAAAAGGGGGGUGCAUACGGCGGCGGCGCCGCUUACAGCGCUUUGGACGGACAGCUUUCAUUUUACUCUUAUAGAGAUCCACAGCCACUCAAUACUCUAAGCGUGUUCCAAAAUUCUGGCCUUUACGCUGUUGAAAAGGCAGAUUGGCAGAAUAGCGAUCUAGAUGAAGCCAAAUUAACGAUUUUCCAGCAGGUGGAUGCCCCUAUCAGUCCUAGCAGUGAGGGAGUGACAGAGUUCACUUACGGCAUCACUGACGAUAUGCGGCAAAGAAGAAGAGAACAGUUGCUUGACGUAAGUUUGGCUGACGUUCGCAAUGCUGCUGAGAAAUACUUAUUCAAUACAGAAACGGUAUCUGCAGCUAUUGGACCCAAAUUGGCGGAGAUGCAGAAGGAAAGUUGGAACAUCAAAGACUUGCAGUGA